Molecule: messenger RNA, 4186 nt
Organism: Acanthopagrus latus (yellowfin seabream)
Lineage: Eukaryota; Metazoa; Chordata; Actinopteri; Spariformes; Sparidae
Gene: tbc1d10c
Product: TBC1 domain family, member 10C
Exons: 10
Coding region: 161-3658 (1165 amino acids)
Source: RefSeq, a predicted model, not a curated record
CAUUCAUAGUACAGAGGGAGGCACUGAGAGAGAGAGGCAGCAAAUGAGCAAGAGAGAGAGAGUCAGAGAGGAAGUCUCUCUUCCUCCCUCAUCAGUGGAGGAUCUCACACUUCAGCUCUUCAGACCGAGUGAUCAAACAUGACGGAAAUGUGAAAGUAAGAUGUUGAGUCCGUCGAGUCCAGCCCAGAAGAGCCUCUGUGAAGAGGACGGCAGCUCUGGAUCUGAUGCAGGGUCGGAGGCUGGUCUGGAACCUGAGACAGACCGGUUUGGCUUCAUUGUGACCAAUGGAUCCACAGCUGGGAGUGUGGGCCCGCCCCCUGAGCUGGUCAGGCAGAGGGAGGCCAAAUGGAUCAACAUCAUGCUCCAGUGGGAUCGCAUCUUGCUGAAGAAGACCAGUAAGGUCAAAGUUCAGUGUCAGAAAGGCAUCCCGGCCUCACUCAAAGCAAAGUGCUGGCCUCUGCUGUGUGGAGCAUCUGACAGGAUGAAGCAAAAUGAAAACCUCUACAAGUCUCUGGACGAGCAGCCGGCUCUGCAGAGCUGGGUGGAUGUGAUCGAGAGAGACCUGGACCGACAGUUCCCUUUCCAUGAAAUGUUCCUUUCCAAGGACGGACAUGGGCAGCGUGGUUUGUUCCGGGUGUUGAAAGCCUACACCCAGUAUCAACCAGAAGAGGGUUACUGCCAGGCCCAGGGGCCGGUGGCUGCAGUGCUGCUGAUGAACAUGCCAGCUGAGGAGGCCUUCUGGUGUCUGGUGCAGAUCAGUGAGCAGUACCUGCCUGGAUACUACAGCCCUCUGCUGGAGGGAGUCCUGUUCGACGCUGCCAUGCUGACCUGGGUCUUGAAAAGGACGUGUAACGCUGCAUACAAACACCUGCAGCACCACGGGGUGGAGCCCCUCAUGUUCGCCACUGACUGGCUGAUGUGCCUCUUCACACGUCACCUGCCCUUCAACACACUGCUGCGGGUCUGGGACCUCUUCUUCUGCUAUGGGGUGCGGGUGCUGCUCCAGGUGGCGGUGGUGCUGGUGCGUCGGGUGCUUGGCCGGGCUGAUCAGAGGAAGCGGUGUCAGGGUCAGAUGGAGACUCUGGAGAGGCUGAGGGGCGUCAGGGAGCAUGUCCAAGAUGACGAGGACGCCUUCAUCGCCGAAGUGUGCUCAGUGCCGCUGUCAGCCAAAGAUCUGGAGAAGCAGACGGAGAAGGAGUUAGAAAAGUGGAGGAAAGACAGACCCUCAUCCACUUUUGACCCUAGAGGUCGUUGCCUGGGAUACCGGAUGGCUUGGGCGAGGGCUCGGCGGCACGAGGAAGAACGGGACAGGAAAGAGAGAGAGAAGGGGAACUUGUCCGUCCCUAUCGCUCGCUCAGCAUCCACUCUCUCGCUGUCUCCCUCCAUGCUUCGCAACAAGUGGAAGAAAGGGGGAAAGGCCAACGCAGGCGAAUGGGAAGGCAGCGGCGGCGGCAGCAAAGUUGUAAGGCAUCUCUCAAUGGGAGCGAAGGAAGACUUCAGGAGCUGGGCUGAUACAAAUUUUAAGAAGGUGCAGGGCGUUCAGGAGGAGGAGGACAUAUUUUUUGAGGAACAGCAAAAAGAGAGUGAGACGAAAUCGACGGGACAAACUGAACAAAAGGAAUCUAAGAAGAUGGACGACAUUCAAAAGACACCAACAGAGCAGGUAGAAGAAACAGUCACUGUGACAGAACAGAUUGAACAAGCGGAAUCAAGUGUCACUGAAGACAAGGGGGGUGAACUGAAAGAGACUGAGGAAAGCAAAGAAACAAAUGUGGAGGCAGAACAAACCACAAGUCAAGCCCAAGAUCAGACUUUAGAAAAUAUUCCCCGGCAGGGAGAGGAGCUGGACUCCUGUAAGCACUCACAAAAUCUGGAACAACAGAGUCAAGAAGACACUGACCAGGAAACUGAAGUCAAAGAUGAAAAUAAAGAGCCAGAGCACGAGGCAGAGAGUGACCACAUGGCUGCUAUGGACAAAAAUCAGAUGGAGAUGCAGAAAGAUGCUGAUGCAAACGCAGAGGUGGAGACGGAGGGAAGCGUAGACCCAAGUGAGGAACAGAUGAUUGAGACUGAGAGCACAGAAACUGAAACUGUGCAACAGGUGGACACAGUCACAGAAGUCUCUGCAACAACUGAGACAAGUCCAGGUUCAGACACAGGCGGCGAAAGCGAAGCUCCAACUGUCAAAGAUCCUUCAGAGACAGAGACAGGGACGCACCAGCAGCAGCAGGAAAUGAUCACAGAGACAGACAAUAGCUCGCAGAGAGACGCAUUUGAUGGAAAAUACCACAGCACUGAGUCAUUAGCAGAAACAGACAUGAAAGAAGAACCCCACACCCAAACAGAGACAGAAACUGAAGAACUGGCACAGACUCCAGAGAAGGUGGAGGAAGGCCAGGCCGCACAUUCGGAGGCUGAAAGAGUAGAACUAGAGUCGGAACAGCACAGAGAUUCACUGAAAGAAGCAGAGACAUUAAUUCAGUGUUCACCUGAAUGCACCCAACCCGAGGGAGAUUUAGAAGCUGAUGCAGAGACUGCGGCAGAAACGCCAAUUUCAAACGAUACAGAGAUGGAGGCAGGUGAAGCACCUGCUCAGUAUUCAGAGGAAGAGUGUGAAGCAGAAGCAUCUGAGCCUUCACAGGAGAAAGAAACACACUCAGAUGUUGAGAAUGAUCAAACACAAGCAGAGGAAACACCAACGGAAACUACUGACUCCAUGGCACUCCCACAAAAGGAGGCGUCUUCAGCUGAGACGGAAGAAGUGAAUCUCACCGCUGAGCCUGAUGGGAGCUCAGGGGAAGUGAGCACAACGGAAGAAACCCCACCUGAGAAACCGAAGGUCCAGGCAGCGGAGGGUGCUGUGGAGGAGGAAGUACGCACAGAAAAUGUUCAACAAAACACAGAAAUGGAGGACGACGUCUUCAUUUCUACCGAAGCAAGGGACUCAAACAAUACUGACAGAAACCCUCAACUCCAGGAAAAAGAGGCUCCACCUGUGAAAGACCAGACUGAGCUGGGUGACAGCAGCCUGACACAAGCCUCACAGGGGUCUCGCAGCAGCCGCUCUUCUGGAGACGUCUGCAUCCGCAAGUCAUCCAGUUCUCGUGGGUCCAAGUUAGGACGUAGGCUUUCUGAAGACCUCUUUAUCAUGCCAGAGAAAACUAGCCAAUCAGAAUCCAUUCCUGAUCAGCCACAAGUCAAACUCACUGAAGUAAACCCAACCCAAACUCCGCUGUCCCUGUCUGAAGAGGGGACGGAGGUGCAGCAGGAGCCGCCCAAACGCUUCGGCCUCUUCCGCAGACUGAGAGGAGGAGAGCAGCCCAAGAAGGCGAAGGCAAAGGGCAAAAUGCAAGUCCCUAAAAUCCUGAUUCAGGACUUCAGUGACGUAACAGGGACAGUUGAGGAAGAGGCGGAGGAGAAACUGACCUCCAGGGAGAGGAGGAGGAGGCGGAGGGAGCGAGAGCGAAGGGAGAAGGAGGAGGAGAGGCUGAGGAAGAAGAGAGAGAAGGAGCUGGAAAAGGAGAGGAGGAAACCGCAGACGAGGGGGAAGAGUUUCCAGGUGCAAAAAGAGAAAGGGAGCAGUGAUGAGCCUCAUCCCGCAAAGUCUGGAACAAAGACGCUCAGAUAUUCAGCUUCUUUUUCUGAAUCUUACUUUUGACAAAACAUAUCUUUGUUAUUGCAUCUGGAGGGGUUUUACCGAGUGCUUCAGGCUUACUGGUUUGAGCCGAGAUCCUAAAUCUUUGUCCUACUUGAACUUUUUGACAUGUAAAUAAAUACAUAAUGUUUACAUACUUUUGAAAAAUAUGUUUCUUUUAUUUUAUUUGAGGAGCUGUGUUUUGUUGCAUCUUGAUUACAAACCGACUGGAAAAAAAAUAUACAGGAAGUGCUUAAUGUCCAGUUUCACAUAAUCCCAUAUUUUCAACUCCGCCAUUCACAUUCUAGUUCAGUAUAAAGUUUGAAUACACUCAAAGUAACCAUCCUGCUCUGUACGGCACAGUCUUUGCAGAUUUUUGCGCAUGUAAAAAAAAAUAGAUACACCAUACAAACACUUGUACAGGCCGGUGAAGAUGUAAAAAUAAGGGUUCAGGUGUCAAUAAAUGUUUAGUGCUGCAGCUGGCAUGUGUGUAACAGUAAUACAACAGACACACACGUUCAAGCCAGUCCAUCUCUCUCCCCUCCAUCAGUA